Molecule: messenger RNA, 554 nt
Organism: Cylicocyclus nassatus
Lineage: Eukaryota; Metazoa; Nematoda; Chromadorea; Rhabditida; Strongylidae
Source: the annotation of a GenBank genome assembly
AUGGCCUUCAUAACGCCUCCCAAUCUCAGCACCCUUUACAACGCAAGCCUCUUCCCGGUUCCGAAGCCUGCAACGGAAAAUGAACAAUCAGCCACAAAACGGAAGAUCAUCGAUCCGUUCGAUCCUGAAGCAAGCGUCCCACUGCCAUACCAAUUAGACGAACUGCCCUACAGUACCUCCGUAUGGAAGCGUAACGAACGUGAACGUUAUCGUGUGCGUUGCGUCAACAAUGGCUAUGAGGCGUUACGCAGACAUCUGCCGGUAUCUGACACGGAAAAACGCAUAUCUAAGGUCGAUACUUUGCGUCUGGCUAUACGCUACAUAAAGCAUCUUGAAGCAGUGCUUAAAAGCGAGGACCACCUUUACAAAUGUCACUGCUUCAAUGGAUUUGCUGAGGAAUCGGAAGGACACGUGCAAAUCGACGUCAACGUACGAAAUGUGAACCAGCGAAGUAAUGAAAAUGUGCUCAAAUAUCCAUAAGUGAUGGGCGAAUAUUGGCUGUUUGCUACAAUUGUGAUUUUUUCUUGCUAGUCAUUUCUCUAUCUAGUGUCAAC